This is a messenger RNA of Caenorhabditis elegans, 1557 nucleotides long. It is a transcript of the gene mboa-1, whose product is annotated as O-acyltransferase. Gene Ontology annotation, molecular function: sterol O-acyltransferase activity; acyltransferase activity, transferring groups other than amino-acyl groups; cholesterol O-acyltransferase activity. The record is from RefSeq and is marked reviewed. NCBI's taxonomy places the organism in Eukaryota, Metazoa, Nematoda, Chromadorea, Rhabditida, Rhabditidae. Gene Ontology annotation, biological process: cholesterol homeostasis. Gene Ontology annotation, cellular component: membrane; endoplasmic reticulum membrane.
AUUAAACAUUUCAACAAUGGGUUCCAUAGACCUUGCAGCAAAAGGAGAGGAAAAUAAUAAUAAUGUGAUUCUGAAAGAGCACCAUGAGCAAGUUUCGGUGAAGCAUAAGAAGAGAGAGUUCAAAGAAAAAACUUUUGUGGUUCGAGAGUCACUGCUGACAUCUGAAUUUCGAAAUGGGCACAUGAAAAUCAUCUACAACUGCUUCACCGCAGCAUUCCUACUUUUUUUCCUGAGAGCCAUGAUUGAUGACAUUCUGGUUCACAAAAUGCCUUUCCAUCAUACAUGGCUCAUUUGGUGGAAUUUUCAAAACUUCAUCCCAACAAUGGCUGUCUGGACGGGAAUGUUUUUGAGCACAAUUGGAGUUUACUAUGCCUACGAGCACUGGUCAACAAUUCCAUCGAAGAAUACUGAUUUGGCGUCAAAUCUCCCGUUUGUCACCGCAUACGUCACAUACCUUGCCGCCUUUUUCUACUUUCCUUUGAAGUUUCUUUAUGAGUCAGAUCUCAAAUGUGCCUGCUCUUUUAUUAUUACAUGUGAAACGACGAGAAUCGCUAUGAAAGUUCACUCAUUCAUCAGGGAGAACUGGGACCGAGCAAUGAAGAGGAAAAUUGGAGGGACGAUCGACGCCUGGCCGACAAUGGAGCAAUUCCUCUAUUAUCAAUUUUGCCCAUCAUUCAUUUAUAGGGACAGCUAUCCGAGAACUGAAAAACGUGAUAUGAAAGCCGCCGGGCUUUACUUUUUGGAGUGCCUGGCCGUCAUUGAAUUUGUGAACCUUACAUUCACCCAAUGGGUGUUUCCAUGGCUUCAUGUUCAGGAUUACACUAGCCUGAGCUUUUCCACAAUUGCUCUUUCUCUGUUCACUGGAAUUAUCCCUGGGAUCAUUUGCAUGACGUCACUUUUCUAUGGACUUUUGCACUGCUGGUUGAAUUGUUUCUCUGAAAUGAUGCAGUUUGCUGAUAGGCAAUUUUAUUUGAACUGGUGGCACUCUUCCAACAUGGCAGAAUACUAUCGAAACUGGAACCUGGUUGUUCACGACUGGCUGUACGCUUACGUCUUCCGGGACCUGGCAGCUUAUAAUCCAGGACGAAAAGGUCAACGUGCCGCUCAAAUGGCAGUGUUUUUCCUUUCGGCCGUAUUCCAUGAAUACUGGUUUGGAGUCGCAUUCAGAUGUUUCUACCCUGUUAUGUUCGUACUGUACUUCAUUUUCGGCGGAACCUUCUUUGCAGUUUCCCGUCUUAUUACAAACCGUUCCGCGUGGAACACUGCUUUAUGGUUUAACUUGUUAAUUGGAACCGGAAUGUUCAUUGCUUUCUACGGCCAAGAAUGGUACGCGAGACGUGGACACUGUGCCCCGUACUCCAAUGCCGUUGUGGACCUUUUGUUCCCGAGACAUUGGAAUUGUCACCCACCAACUUCAUGAAAUCUCUAAUUAUUUGUCACACGGGGUAUUCGUUUUUUUUUUUUGUAUUUUGUUGAUUUUAUUUGAGAAUUAUUUUUUAAACUGUACAAAAGUUUUGUCACUAGUUUUUACAGAAAAAAUAAAUAUUAGUUACUUGA